Messenger RNA from Prorocentrum cordatum, 755 nucleotides. The record is from the annotation of a GenBank genome assembly. NCBI's taxonomy places the organism in Eukaryota, Dinophyceae, Prorocentrales, Prorocentraceae.
GGCUCGAGCUCCGCGGCUGUGCUCGAGCUGCGCCCGGCCAUCCAGACCACAUCACUGCCCGUAGGUUGCAAACUGCCCGCUUAGCCAUCCAGAUCGGCACACGCCGACCACUUUACCGCUUGAUGUUCACGAGCCUGGCCGGCCCGAAUGUUGGGGAGAGGGUGAUCUGGGCCCUCUGACCCGCAGCAGGAGGCGGAUGAGGGGUCCGCCCAGCUCACCCCAUCCCGGCAAUCCAUCCGCCGCAAUGACCGCCGGCGCAGCACUGGUCGUCUGCCUCUUCGGACUCCGCGUGACGUGCGCUGGGGCCUUCCGGGUGCUCAAGCCCGAGACCGUUCAUUGGCAGGCCAGCGACUUCGAGAUGCAGUCCGUCAUCGGCGGUGCCGGCGAGGCAGACCUGGUCGUCCUCGGGGCUGCUGGCGUGCUGCUCCUGGCCGGGGCCGUGCACGGCGCCCUGGGCCACGCCAGGCUGGCGCGGGCAUCGGCGCUCAUGGGCGGUGUCGGCACGCUCUACGCGCUCGGCCUUCUCGACGAGACUGUCUGCGUCGUGGGGUCGCUGGCGGCCGCGCUCGCCGUGGCCUCGCGCGCCCUGGCGAGGGCGAGGCCCGCGCAGCCCGCCAAGAAGGCCGCCUGAGGGCCUGCCCUCGGCCCCGCGGAGUGCCGAGGGGGAGGGGUGCUGACAGGCCUGUCUGCCACCACCACGCGGCAGCCUCUCGAGGACCCCGCGCCGCACAGGCCUCGCCAUCGCGGAGAAACAG